AUGAUACUUUCAAUUACUAGGAAUAUCUUUAUUAAAAAUAAAUCAAAUAGCAAAUUUGUUAACAUGAUAAAUUUAAUGUAUCAAAGGAAUUUUGGAGGAGUUAAAUUUUUAGAUACUAAUAGAACAGCAGAAGAAACUGUUUAUUUUAAAAAAGAAGAUGAAGCAUUAUUAAGAAAUUUACUUAAAAAUAAUCCUAAUCUUAACCCCGAUUAUGAAUUAACUGAUGUCGAAAGUGGAGUAGGGAAUUUAUCAAAUGAUUUAUCUCUGGUUUUUUCAAAACAUGGAGUAAAAGGAGUAAAUAAUAAUCUUAUAAGAGAUUUGAUUAAAGUAUUUGAAUUAAAUGGAUAUAGGAAGAUGUUAGAUCAGUAG
Plasmodium relictum is the source of this 369-nucleotide messenger RNA. RefSeq names its product conserved Plasmodium protein, unknown function. The transcript is spliced from 2 exons. The record is from RefSeq and is a predicted model, not a curated record. NCBI's taxonomy places the organism in Eukaryota, Apicomplexa, Aconoidasida, Haemosporida, Plasmodiidae. Bases 1 to 369 code for a protein of 122 amino acids.